Apiotrichum porosum is the source of this 3120-nucleotide messenger RNA. RefSeq lists its product as uncharacterized. Gene Ontology annotation, molecular function: tRNA methyltransferase activity; ATP binding; protein kinase activity. Gene Ontology annotation, biological process: cytoplasmic translation; protein phosphorylation; tRNA methylation. Gene Ontology annotation, cellular component: cytoplasm. The coding region runs from base 1 to 3120 and encodes 1039 amino acids. The record is from RefSeq and is a predicted model, not a curated record. NCBI's taxonomy places the organism in Eukaryota, Fungi, Basidiomycota, Tremellomycetes, Trichosporonales, Trichosporonaceae. The transcript is spliced from 8 exons.
AUGCCGAGCUCAAAGUCGAGUCUCGAUAAGCGCGACGUCUACUACCGCAAAGGCAAGAGUGAUGGCUAUCGCGCACGCUCGGCUUACAAACUCCUUCACCUCGAUGAAGAAUUCGACCUGUUCCGCGGCGUCAGCACGGCUGUGGAUCUGUGUGCGGCGCCGGGCAGUUGGAGUCAGGUUCUGGGACAGAGGCUCAAACCCCAAGUGACCUCCAACCGCGUCGUUUCCAUCGACCUGCAGCCUAUGGCCCCGCUCCCCGGCAUUACAGAACUGCAAGCCGACAUCACCACGCCCGAAACCGUGCCCCGCGUUCUCGAGGCUUUGGGAGGCAGAAAGGCCGAUUUGGUGGUCUGUGACGGGGCUCCGGAUGUCACUGGCGUACAUGACCUCGACGCAUACCUCCACUCGCAACUCCUCCUCGCUGCCACCACCCUCUCGCUCACCAUCAUGGCUUCUGGCGCGACACUCAUCUUCAAGAUCUUCCUUUCGCCACUGGACCCAACGGCCGCCGUCCUGCGCUCCCAGCUGCGUGCCUUCUUCCCAGGGCCUCUGCCGGGGGACGAUGGCUAUGACGCCGACGACGCCUUGUUUGCAGAGUUUGACGAGCACCCAACACACGACAUCGGCGGCCACGUCAAGGGCGUUGCACACCUGUCGGCGCCCACCAAGCGUAAAGCAGGUUUGGACCAUGCUGGGCGCCGUGGUGGUGUGUGGGUGCGUAAGCCGAGGAGUAGCAGAAAGGGAUCUGGUGAGGCGUUUAUCGUGUGCCGCAAUUUUGAUCCAAACUGCCUCCCGCUGCCAACCGAGUUCACCGCCGAGUCGCUCGUUGCUCUCCGUCGCCAGGUUGGCGAGACCCUCACGCUUGAAUCGCUUGCGCACCUUGGAAACGACAACAUUGCUCCCGACGCGUCGUGGCCUGCGACCAAAGGCUUUGUCGGCGGUGGCGACCUGAACGCUGUCAAGAACGACACGAACGGCACCAGCCGCCCAUCCCUCGUUGUCGAGGUUCAAGGACAGCGCAACCGCUCUGCAUCUAUUCGCAGUAUUGAUGGUGCCCCCUCCCCGGUGCCGUCCCACGCAAGCUUGUUUCCCGACUUUCUCCCGCCUACCGCUUCUGGGCCAUCUGCUAUCCGUGCGCCGGUGCCAUUGCCAUCGCUCCCAAGCACCCCGGCCCACGUCUAUCCUCCUGUACCUCUUCCCUCGCCAAUGUCCGCGCUCCUCGAGCCCCGCGCAGCGCGCGAGUUUAAGACUCUGAACUUGGGGCCAUCCAACUCGACGUCGCCAUCGUGGUCGUCCCCACUGAGUGCCAUGGCAGCCUCGGCGAGCCCAACGUACCUCAGCGCCGCCAACCUGCACGCACAGAGCGCGCGUGAACGCGACAUUUAUGCGUCAACCCCGCACGGCGACGGUGCCGUGAGUCCUGCAUUGAGCAGCAGUUCAAAGACCGACAUGUUCUUUGCCACCUCGCAGCGCGACUCGCUGCCUAUGCCACCCAAGCCAUUGUCGUCGACUUCGGAACGCUCUCUGCUGGGCCGCACUCCCUCCAUCGGACGCGGAAUUCCGCCCAUUGCACGCGCUCGUGUCGUCACGACCCCGGCCCCUGUCCCGACGUCAGACUCAAUCUCCCCAUCGCCCUCCACAUCUCCGACGCUGCCUGCUCCUACGCCCUUGCGCUCAGUCACGGGACCCAUCCAGUCGCCCCACAGCUCGACGCCGUCACCGUCUCUCCUCUCCCCACGCCCGCCUGUUGCUGUCACCACUACGUCCUCGUCAUCCCGACACGUAGACCAUGCGGCCGUCAUUGCUCGCGAGGCACACCACGGAGAGGUUUCGGAAACGCUUGUGCACGCGGAAGACGUCCUCACUCCGAUCCCUGAUGAUGACAAUGCCCUUCCCAUUCGCAGCCCCAGCUCAACCACUGCAUGGCGCCUGCGCAAACCUCUGGGGCAAGGCGCGUUCGCUGCUGUCUGGUCGGCCGAGCCCGCUACUGCUACUGCCCAGGAUGGCGAGUCGAGCGUCGCAGCAGUCAAGCUCGUUGACCGUGCCGCGUGCCGCCGAAACGCGCGUAACGCGAUUGCCUUCUACCGCGAAGUCGAAGUGCUGCGACACCUCGUUCACCCAGGUAUCGUCGGUUACGUCGCGCAUUUCAGCACGGCUGCACACCACUGCCUCGUCCUCGAGCAGUUGUCUGGCGGGGAGCUGUUUGCCCUCGUCGAAGACGACAAGAACCGCAAGCGCAUGCUCAUCCCUGGUCCUGGAGACAACAUCGGCGAGGGUCUCGUGAGGCGUAUCUUUGGAGAGUUGGGUCGUGCAGUCGCGUGGUUGCACGAGGUCGAGGUUGUCCACCGUGACAUCAAGCUUGAGAACAUUCUCUUCACCGUCAACCCCUUCAGCCUGCCACCAACAUCGACCGGCUCCGUUCCUCUCGACCGCCUCCCGGUCCCACUAGUCAAGCUGACCGAUUUUGGCCUGUCGCGCUUCAUCCGCUCCGAUAACCCUCUCUUGACAACUCGUUGCGGCAGCGAGGCGUAUGCUGCCCCCGAAGUCGUCAUGGGAAACCUGUACGAUGGGCGCAAGACGGAUGCCUGGGCUCUCGGUGUCGUCCUGUACGCCCUCGUAGCCGGUGAAUUGCCCUUCGAGGAAGGAGCGCCCCUGCCUCCAGGCCGCGCUCGUGCCCUCUCCACGGCGUCGAACAUGUCCGCCGCAGGCGACGGCCCACGCGACGUCCGCCGCCGCACCAUGCUCCGCAUUGCAAAGGGCGAGUAUGGCUGGCGAGAGAACGUUGGCUCGUCCGGGGCGCGCGCUGUCGUCGCUCGACUGUUGACUCGCGACCCAUCGCGCCGUCCGCGCGUCUCGUCACUGUGGAGCGAAGGGUGGAUGCACUCGGACCAGGCCGGCGGCGUCCCAGCGCCCUCGGAGCCGAUGACGCCGCGCGUCGUCGGUGGUGAGAUUGCCGACCGCGUCUCCGUCGAGAUCACCCGCCGGGCAAGCGACACGCCGCAUGUGGUCGUUGACCAAGGGGUGCUCGUGGACCCGGCGCAGAUUGACGAUUGUCGCAAGGCAGGACGUGGCCCCGACAGACGUGUGAGGAUCUGUCGUUUGAGUUAUGCUUUGGUGUAG